AUGGUGUUUCUUCAUAUUAUUAUCAUUAAAACAAUUCCUAAGGCGGAUAGUCAUAUUGAAAAUAGUUUUAAACUUGUUAAGGAGCUUGAUGGUAGGCGGCUGAGUGAUGAAUUUCAGUUAAUGUCUUUGGACGUUGUUAGCCUCUUCACUAACGUCCCCAUCGACUAUGCGAUGGACUGCAUCAAAGAUCAUUGGCGUUUUAUUUCCAAAGAUUGCAGUUUACCUGAGGAGGAAUUCAUCAAAGCAGUUCAAUUUGUUUUAGAUUCUACUUUCUUUGUUUUUGAUAGUGUUAUAUAUAAGCAGAAUUAUGGUACUCCUAUGGGCUCUCCAUUGUCUCCCGUCAUCGCGGAUCUGGUUAUGCGAAAGUAUGUUGACGAUAUAAUCAUGGCGGCUCCUGAUUCUUCGGUUAGUUCCAGUCUUGAUAUUUUUAAUUCGCAGCAUCCGAGGUUUAAGUUUACUAUGGAAGUGGGGGGUGAUAGAUUGAAUUUUUUGGAUGUUACAGUGAUUAGGGAUGAUGAGUUGACAGAGUUCGAUUGGUACCACAAGCCGACUUUUUCAGUAUUGUUAGAGAAUGAUUACUCUUUAAACUUCAUAUUUGAGAAUAUUAGCAAUCGUUUGAAAAACGUUAUUAUGGCUAGUAAUAGGAAGAAUGUCGUUAAUGAUAGUAGCAUUGACGUAGCGCAGCCUUCGUGGUUCACUGUUCCGUUCGUUCGUGGUAUUAUUGAGAAGUUUAGUAGAUUGAAUAGCUAUCGUAUGAGGGUGUCGUUUUACAGAAGCAAUAAAUUGCGAGAAUUCAUUAGGGUAUAUGAGGACCCCUUACUGCGUGAAAAGAAGUCGAAUGUUGUUUAUAAGAUUUCUUGUAAGGGUUUCGACGCGAGUUAUGUGGGACAUAUGUGUAGACAGCUGAAAUCAAGAGUCACGGAGCAUAAGAACCACAUCCGAUGGAACACGUCUACUCGUAACGUUAUAACGGAGUAUCGGUUGCAAGAGGGCCAUGACUUUGAUUGGGACACCGUUACAAUAUUGGACAAGGGACCACAUUACAGGAAGAGAUUGACUUCGGAGAUGAUAUUGUCAGGAGACAGACGCACGGACUCAACUUGGAGACGGAUAUGGAGGGGCUUCCCAAGGCCUACCUCCCGAUCAUUGACAAGCUAUAAAAGGUCGAGUUGUUGUCGCGCCUAG
This is a messenger RNA of Mycetomoellerius zeteki, 1185 nucleotides long. RefSeq lists its product as uncharacterized. The transcript has 4 exons. Bases 1 to 1185 code for a protein of 394 amino acids. Lineage: Eukaryota; Metazoa; Arthropoda; Insecta; Hymenoptera; Formicidae. The record is from RefSeq and is a predicted model, not a curated record.